Molecule: messenger RNA, 4170 nt
Organism: Alosa alosa (allis shad)
Lineage: Eukaryota; Metazoa; Chordata; Actinopteri; Clupeiformes; Clupeidae
Product: phytanoyl-CoA hydroxylase-interacting protein-like
Exons: 5
Coding region: 400-1533 (377 amino acids)
Cellular component (GO): cytoplasm
Molecular function (GO): protein binding
Source: RefSeq, a predicted model, not a curated record
UCCUAUUAUAUAAGAAACUGGUGCAUGCUUUGGCAUUUUUGACCAAUCCGUUUAUUCGCCGUCCUGCGACAAGGGAACCAAACACUUGUAGCUUUCGUGGGAGAGAGGCAGUGGGGAUGCCACCAAACUACAUGUAGAUUACAGAGGAAGAGGUAAGUGGCUAGGCUGUUUCACUCAUUAUAACAUGGCUUUCCGGUCGCCGCAAAACCGCCCAAGCAGCGCCGCGCAGCGCGUGUGACGAUUCGCUGACGCCACAUAACCCGAGAGAGUGAGGGAGACAGAGAGAGACUGCUGAAGACCCUACAACGUCUUCUCCUCUGUUGGGUGAUAGCUACAUCUGCGGCAGAACUCACCAGCUCGCAGUCGCAUCAGUAAACCUGCUUCUCCGACGCCGGCGACAUGGAGGUCCCCAGCCUGGGCCACAACAUCACCAGCCCAAUAAGUCCGUGUGAAGGCAUGGUGAACAACCUCAGCUUGGAAAGCCUGGAGCUAUGCGAGAGAGACGGAGGCAAGCCAGAGGCGAGCGGCAUGGUAGAGAUGGAGGAGCUCCCUGUUCCCCAAAACAUUAAGAUCAGCAACAUCACAUGCGACUCCUUCAAGAUUUGCUGGGACAUGGACCCUCGGGUCAAGGAAAAAAUAACACACUACUUCAUAGACCUGAACAAAAAGGAAAACAAGAACUCCAAUAAGUUCAAACACAAGGACGUCCCCACCAAACUGGUUGCUAAGGCAGUGCCGUUGCCAAUGACAGUGCGAGGCCAUUGGUUCCUGAGCCCGCGCACAGAGUACACAGUUGCCGUGCAGACAGCCUCCAAACAGAGUGAUGGGGAUUACGCUGUAUCAGAGUGGAGUGACAUCAUUGAGUUUUGUACUGCUGAUUAUUCCACAGUGCAUCUGAAUCAGCUGAUGCAGAAAGCGGAGGCCAUCGCUGGAAGAAUGCUUAAAUUCUCAGUGUUCUACAGGAACCAACACAAAGAGUACUUCGACCAUGUUAAGGAGGUACAGGGGAGUCGUAUGCUCCCAUCAGUGAAGGACAACAGUGGCAGCCACGGCUCCCCCAUCAGUGGCAAGCUGGAGGGCAUCUUAUUCAGCUGCAACACAGAGUUCAAUACGGGCCAGCCUCCCCAGGACUCCCCCUACGGCCGUCUGCGCUUUACGGUUCCCGCCCAGACCCUGUUCGGCCCGCACACUCGCCUUUACUUCGGUGACUUCUACUGUAUGUACACGGCUUACCACUAUGUCAUCCUGGUGGUGGCCCCCAGGGGGUCACCUGGCGACAUCUUCUGCCAGGACCGGCUGCCAGAGCUCAACGUGGCUGACAACCGCUUCCUGACGUGUGUGGCAACUGAGGACGGGCAGCUGGAGUUCCAACAUGCCCAGGACGUGAUCCUGGAGGUCAUCUACACUGAGCCUGUGGAGCUGGCUCAGGGGACUGUAGCCGAGAUCAGCGGACACCAGCUCAGUAGCCUGUCCACUCUCAACGCCAAGAAGGACCCAAGCUGCAAGACGUGCAACAUUAGUGUGGGUCGCUAGUGCUAACGCUAAAGCUAAGCUAACUCCGCUAACGCUUAGCUAAAGCUAAACCUCCGUGGUUUCAAAACCUUCAUUCUUGAUCCUAUGCCCUUAUAAACUCAGACAUUAGUGUUGGCUGCAAAAGAUGGAUCCAGCAGUCUCCAUGUUGCCCAUUCUUGCAUUGAAAAUGCCAACUGAUCUCCCUCAACUCUUGUGUAAUGUUGUCGUCAGUGUGGAAUGUCUCUACGCAAUUUCAAUGACUGCACUGGAAUCUACACCCUGAACAGGUCUUAAAGUAUGAUAUAUGUGAAAAGCUGAACAUGCAAUCCCCUCUCCUGUUACAAAGCAAAAAAUAAAGAAACACCCUCCUGUCUUUUACCUGCAAACACCAAAAUGCCACCUGUAAGUUACCCCGUUAGCCCUAUCCCUUAGUUGUCCCAGGAAUUACAGGAACAUGGUUAAAUGGUUGACAGACACACACCGCCCCUUUAAACGGAUCUUUUGAUACCCUUUAUGUUUUCCCUGGCUGCUGACUGUGUUAAUAUUAUUGUUUUGUUUUGGAAAUCAAAAUGCAGCUCUCUGUACUUCUUCGCCUGCUUUAUUUUCUCUUCCAUUUUUAGAGGGGAUUGAUAUGUUAAUGUUUUCAUUCCUCUGUACAUAGGCCUACCGGUCUGUGUGUGUGUGUGUGUGUGUGUGUGUGUGUGUGUGUGCCUGCUGAUCUUGUGUGAGAAACAAGACUGAGAAACAACAUUGAGUGAAUGUUUAGUCAAUUCUCUCUGCCUCAAUGUGUGCAUUGUCUUUUUGUCUCCCCCAAGUGGCCGUUUGUGUGCUCUGAGUGGUGCAGUCUCAUGCUUUAUACCAAAGGCUCAAAGACACGGAGACACACCCUAAGAGCCACACAGAGAGCAGCCACAUUAAGCUUCUAUGAUGGCUGAUUCUGAGAACUGGGGAGGCCUAUUUGUCUGUCCCUGGUGAUAGAAGCUGUUAUUUCCGGUGUCAUGUGAUGAAAUAGUAUGCCCAUGUGUUGUCACAAGCAUGAACUGUAACCAAAUGCAGACAUCUAUGUCCUUCCAUUCAAACUGUAUCUCCAAGUCUUAGUCUUAGUCAGUCCACAGGCUUAUUUACCAAGGAUUAGUUUCAUCUUAUGCACACUUCAGUUGUUAGUGAACUUAAGGAGUUGAUCCCGUUGUCACAUUUUGCUUCCUCUCAGCUGCAUUCAAUGAGAUGAGAAGUACGUUCACAAACUGACAUGUUUCUAGGGGUAUCCAUUUUGUCAUCCAAAUUACAAGAUGAUGGAAUAAAACAUGCCAGUGCUGUUUAAACAACUGCAUGUGAUUUAAAAUGUGAUCAUAUCAUGUCAUAAUGCUCUUGACAACUUUAAAAUGGAAAGAGGUUGCUGUUGAGUGUGCUGAAAAAAAUGGGAAUAUUACAUUUGAUCUCCAAUUCUGACGGAAGGAAAUAACUUUAUCGUGAGUCUUAUAAAGGAAUGUGGAAAUAAGCAACUGUAUCGGCAUUACACUUUGCAUGUGGUGCAACUUUAGCUUUUUUAUAUUGUGAACCAAACAAAAUUGACUUAUGAAAGAAAUCAAUUGAAUCUUUUGGAAUUGACACCAUCUCAUUGUAUUGAAAAAAGAAAGGAUGUCAUGCAUUAGUGCGGUAAUUAUACAAAUGUAAUUUAUGACUGGAGUUCAGACAGAAAAAAUUUGAAAAACUAGUCUUCAAGGGUAGCCUGUGUGUUAGGAAAUAGACAAGCAUUUAACGGCAGAAAUUUGCUAUUUGCAUCUCCAUAGAGGCAGUUACUCAGCUACCGAAGACCUUCUGACCUGCCAAAAGGUAUACCGCUACGAUUACCAGUUAUCAUAUGCAAUUAAUGGGCAAAGGAAAUCAUUCAUACAUUUAUUUGGACAGUUUCUGACCGUCACUGUGAUUAUUGUGUUGUCAAAAAACAUUAUAGAUGGCUUUACAAAGUCUACCCCCGUGAGACACAAGGACACACGUCUGAGUUUUUUUUGACAUCUGGUUAUAGGCACAAUGAAAUAUUACAAUUGCUGCAAUUUGAUAUUUAGUGAUAAGUACUAGGACAAAAUGGAGUUUGCUGUGUCUAAAGUCUAGAGAAGGCUGAAAAGGGGGCAAAUUAGACGGAAGUGUUGCAGAUUCUUCUUUAAAUUAGUUCUGUAAAGACCUUGUUACUCUAUCAUAUUGAAGUGUCUCAAAAAGCCUUAUUUCUAAGAGUAGGUUUCUGGUCAUAUGUUGUGCAGAGUGUGUUGAAUUGACUUAGCAAGGCCUAUUGUAGUGCACAUUUGGCUUUGAAGCUUCCGAACCAGCUGUGCUGUUGUCACAUUUCACUUCACCAACAGUGAACAGAAGCUGCACGAAUCCAGACAGCCCGCCCUUCCAAGGACGCUCCCCUGCCUUACUUGAAAUGUUUUGUACAGUACCUGUUCUAUUGUCGUUUUAACCUCAAUACGUGAACAUAUCACAGAGGAAAGCAGUCAUUCUCUAACCUUUCUCCUUUUUGUUGCUCUCAGCUUCCCUUUAUCAUUCAUCCUGUGUGUAUCAUGCUGUUGUGCUCUCUCUCUACUUUUUCUUUAUCUGACAGCAGUGGUGAUCAACACCAAAUGUGACUGUUUAUUAAAAGACCAUUCAGGUGUGUACCUA